CCGCCUCUUUUCCCCUUCUAUCCUCUGACAGUCUCCACUGUCCCAUUUUGUACUCUGUAACUUCCUCCUGCACCUUCUAUGGAGGUCCGCCGUGCGAUUCUCGCCGUCCUCGCCGUGGCGGUGGCUGUUCAGAGUUGUCUGGAUUCAGUUUCCGCGAAGAAGGUUUACAUCGUGCACAUGAAUCACCGGAGCAAGCCGGAGGCUUAUGCUACUCAGAGCGACUGGUACUACGAUAACUUGAAGUUCGUGAGCUCCGCCGCCGACGAAUCGCUUGUUUACACCUAUGAGGCGGCGUACAAUGGCUUCGCCGCCGCUCUGACGGCGGCGGAGGUUGAAUCUCUCCGUCGAACGGAUUCUGUCCUCGGUGUGUAUGAGGAUACAAUGUAUAGCCUUCACACUACUAGGUCGCCGGAGUUCUUAGGGCUUGACGGUGGAAUCGGAGCCUGGGGAAGGCAUGGACUCGAGGAGCUGAAUCAGGCUUCUCAGGAUGUUAUAAUUGGAGUUUUGGAUACAGGAAUUUGGCCGGAAUCGAAAUCGUUUAGCGAUUUGAACAUGCCGGAGGUUCCGGCGCGGUGGCGGGGGGAGUGCGAAGCCGCCGGAGAUUUCGAUCCGAAGAUCCACUGCAACAGGAAGCUAAUCGGUGCGAGAUUCUUCUCCAAAGGAUACAACGUUGCUGCGUCUGAAUCUGGAGGUAAAGAGAUCGAAUCGCCUCGCGACCACGAAGGCCAUGGCACGCACACGGCGAGCACCGCCGCCGGCUCUCCGGUGGCGAACGCCAGCCUCUUCGGCUACGCCGGAGGUAUCGCACGCGGAAUGGCGCCGCGCGCUAGAUUAGCUGCUUAUAGAGUUUGCUGGACUUCAGGUUGCCUCGGAUCUGAUAUCCUCGCCGCCAUGGAUCGCGCUAUUCUCGACGGCGUCGACGUCUUGUCCAUGUCUCUCGGCGGCGGAUCUGCGCCGUACUUCCGCGACACCAUCGCCGUCGGAGCUUUCGCCGCCAUGGAGAGAGGAAUUUUCGUCUCGUGCUCGGCUGGAAACAGCGGACCUGCGAAGGAAUCGAUCUCGAACGUCGCUCCAUGGAUCAUGACCGUCGGCGCCGGCACGAUCGACCGGGACUUCCCUGCCUUCGCAACCUUAGGCAACGGCCGGAGAUUCGCCGGAGUUUCACUGUACAGCGGAAAAGGUAUGGGAACGAAGCCAAUAAGAUUAGUCUACCCUAAAACCAGUACCAAUUCCAGCAACUUCUGCCUAGCCGGAACACUCGGCGCCGCCGCCGUCCGCGGCAAGGUAGUCCUCUGCGACAGAGGAAUCAACUCUCGCGUCGAGAAAGGCGCCGUCGUGCGCGACGCCGGAGGCGUCGCAAUGAUACUCGCGAACACGGCGGAGAACGGCGAGGAGUUAGUCGCCGACAGCCACCUCUUGCCGGCGAUGGCCGUCGGGAGAAAAGUGGGCGACAUUCUCCGGAAAUACGUCGCCACAAACCGCUCUCCGAAAGCCGCCCUGACCUUCGCCGGAACCGUCGUAAACGUAAAACCGUCGCCGGUGGUGGCGGCGUUCAGCUCCCGAGGUCCAAACACAGUCACGCCGGAGAUCCUCAAACCUGACGUCAUCGGUCCCGGCGUUAACAUAUUAGCGUCAUGGUCGCAGUCGGUCGGCCCCUCCGGCCUCUCUAAGGACACCCGAAUCUCGCCGUUCAAUAUCAUCUCCGGAACGUCGAUGUCGUGCCCGCACAUAAGCGGGCUCGCCGCAUUACUCAAGGCUGCACACCCGAAUUGGAGCCCGAGUGCGAUAAAAUCGGCGCUAAUGACGACCGCCUACACCCACGACGUCAGUGGCGCGCCGCUCCGCGACGCCGCCGACAAUUCUGUGUCGACUCCGUGGGUGCAUGGAGCCGGCCACGUCGACCCCCACCGUGCCGUAAACCCCGGCCUUGUCUACGACGCCACGCCGGAGGAUUACGUCGCGUUCCUUUGCUCAUUAGACUACAACCUCCGCACAAUCCGCCUAAUCUCCCGACGCCACAAUGUCACCUGCCCGCGGCCGCGCCUCCGCAGCCCCGGGCAGCUGAACUACCCGUCGUUCUCUGUCGUAUUCCCGAGGUCGUCGCGCGUGGUGCGAUACUCGCGGGAAUUGACGAACGUCGAGGCCGUUAAAUCAGUUUACAAUGUCUCGGUCGAGACGCCUCCAGGCGUGGCUGUGACCAUGAGGCCGUCGACGCUCGUUUUUGGAAAUGUCGGCGAUAAACGGAGGUUUACAGUGACCUUUGUGUCAGGUAGCCGCCGCCCGGCGGCGGCGGCGGCGGCGCCGCCGGAAAGCCGGCGGGCGUUUGGGUCGAUUGUUUGGAGUAAUGGGGAGCAUCAGGUGAGGAGUCCUGUUGCGUUUUCGUGGGCGUAAUGGUAAAGUGUAGUGAAAUUUGGGUUAAAGCGUUUAUGUGAAAUGCUGGUGGUUGUUUGUUUUGUUUUACCAAGGUUUUUAGAUCUAAACGGGAUAAUACAAAUUUAGAGCUUGCUUUAUUAUUAUUAUUAUUAUUUUCAAAAAAUUAAAAAUGUCAUGGAUCUA
Andrographis paniculata is the source of this 2556-nucleotide messenger RNA. RefSeq names its product subtilisin-like protease SBT1.8. Gene Ontology annotation, molecular function: serine-type endopeptidase activity. The record is from RefSeq and is a predicted model, not a curated record. The coding region runs from base 79 to 2391 and encodes 770 amino acids. The transcript has 2 exons. Gene Ontology annotation, biological process: proteolysis. NCBI's taxonomy places the organism in Eukaryota, Viridiplantae, Streptophyta, Magnoliopsida, Lamiales, Acanthaceae.